This is a messenger RNA of Chenopodium quinoa (quinoa), 1808 nucleotides long. RefSeq lists its product as uncharacterized. The transcript has 4 exons. The record is from RefSeq and is a predicted model, not a curated record. The coding region runs from base 98 to 1312 and encodes 404 amino acids. Lineage: Eukaryota; Viridiplantae; Streptophyta; Magnoliopsida; Caryophyllales; Amaranthaceae.
AGUUAUAAGCUCGUUGUUUGGCCAUCCAAAAAAGAAAGAGCUCAUUUUGCACAAAUGGCGUUUUGAGUUUUCGCCAAAAAAAAAGUGCAGAUAAAAAAUGGCGUUUCUAUUCCAGAAAUUUCAAGAGGCUGUAAAAAUUCUUGCUAAAAGUCCCACCUUUGCUAAAGAUCCUAGGAGUCUCCAAUUUGAAGCUGACAUUAAUCGUCUCUUCCUUUAUACCAGCUAUAACCGCAUAGGAAAAGAUGCUGACGAGGCAGAUGUGGAGGAAAUAAUUGAUUUGGCCAACAAAGCUUCCUUGGCUGACCAACAAAAGCAAGUUCAAGAGAAUAUUCAUUCUCAAAUAAAAGAUUUAUGCACGCUUAUGGAUGAAAUUCUUCUUCCUGCCAAGAAAACUGAGGAGCGGUUUGAAUCAGCUGCACAAAUAGAUAAGGAUCAGCCACGAAGUGGCCUUAGGUUUGCUCUUGGCCGUACUGGAAGCUCUCCUAGUAACCAUCCUGUUAUACCUGAAACGAAACCAUUAAAGCUGGCUGAUGUAAGUCAGGGUGUUAAGGAUCAUCUAGGUUACUCACUUGCAGUUCGAUCUUCUGAAAUUCCACACAAGGAUGCUGGCCGAGGUCUAUUUCUGGAGGGUGAAGCUGAUGUUGGUUCCGUGAUAGCAAUUUAUCCUGGAGUAGUCUAUUCCCCAGCAUACUACCGAUUUAUUCCUGGAUACCCAAGAGUUGAUGCACACAACUCUUAUUUGAUCACUAGGUAUGAUAGUACUGUGAUAAAUGCCCAGCCUUGGGGUGAGGGAAAUGAUAACCGUGAAUUUUGGGAUGGAAUGAACUCUCCACAAGCUGCAAAAUUUACUGAGCAGAUUGCUCAGACUGGUUCUGAUCGGGUAUGGAAAAUGCUGAGCAAGCCUCUGGAGAGUCCCAGAAGUGGAACCCGUGGUGAGAUUCUUGAACGGCGGAAUCCAAUGGCCUUUGCUCAUUUUGCCAACCAUCCACCGAAGGAUGUGGUUCCAAAUGUCAUGGUUUGCCCAUAUGAUUUUCCGUUGGAUGAGAAGGAUAUGAGAACAUAUAUUCCAAAUAUAUCAUUCGGAAAUGAAGAGGGAGUAAGAAUGAAGAGGUUUGGUAGUUUCUGGUUCAAGUCUGGGAGUUCUGUUCAUGGUGUUUCUGAUAUUCCCAUCCUGAAAUCGCUUGUUCUUGUGUCCACCCGAGCAAUUAGCAAUGAAGAGAUACUACUGAAUUAUAGGUUGAGCAACUCAAAGCGCCGGCCAUCAUGGUACACUCCAGUUGAUGAAGAAGAGGACCGGAGGAGAUGGGGCUGAUUGUAAACUAUAACUGCCAUACCUUACAAUAGAAGCCGAGAAGAGCUGUGGUUUUGCUUUCUGAUGACCAUCGAUUCGGUUCCUCAGAAACAAUAAAAUAAUUUUUUUGAACUGGUAUUUUCAUCACGAAGUGGUUUUACUUGUGUCACAUAGCGGUAUGUUAGUAAUUGAUCUUGUUAGCAUCGUUCUUCCGAUUUAGAUGUGAAACAUUUUUGGCAAAUUCUAUGUCGUUGAACUUUCCUGCAGGACCAUCAAUGCCAAGUGAAGCAAUAGUGAACAAGUCAUGUUAUGAGCAAAUGUUUGUUGAAUUUUUGAAUUCCUCUGAUAGAAAAUUCUUAUUUAUGCCAUCGCUGACAGAAUGAUGAAAUUUGGGGAAUAUAGCCUUGCCAAGGUGAAAUGAAAAACCCUCUUAAGUAGACCAUUAAAGUACUCAAGUGAUUUGAAUGAAUAUCAGACUGUUUUUUUCUUGCAGCCUUGCAGGAAAGUUAAUGUGAAA